CGGCAUUCAGAGUGCAAGGAAAUUCGUCUCGGUCGGAGCCUACCGAACUAUGGUGGCGUUAAGAUAGCUUGCAUUUCAACGUUGAUCGUCCACCGCACAGGACGUUGGGUUUCGGAGUCUUGCUCCUCGGUGUGAAUCGCUUGCAUGGAUUCUUUCUAACGCAGCUCGCUCUGUGUCGUGUCCAUCCUGUCCGAGCUGCCCGCAGGUUCUUCUUGUGGCGUUUGUGCAAGGGUGCCGUGUGUGACCGUGUGUUCGUUAAAAUUGUGCAACCGUUCCAAUUGGCGCCAAUAGCAGUGUACAGUGUGCUAGCAGCAGUGGUCUAGGGUUGAGGUUCGACUUUCCUAGGUAGAGGUAUCGGUAACCUCAGGAUAAUCGUGAAAGCUCAGUGAACGGUGCAAAGGUUUGGCCACUACACGGCUUGCAAUUUGGUAGUGUACGUAGUGAAGAAACACGGAAUCAAAAUGAAACUGCCAGCGUUGCUGUUCAGUUUCGGGCUGAUAACAGGUGUGCUGUCGCAAGGAUUUGGACAGCAGCCGCCACCAUUCCGACCGAUUCCCAAAUCAUUCGCGGUUCCACCGAAAGCUCAGCGACGCCAGCUGACGCAACAGCAGCAGACGCACAUUCUGAGCGACAUUCAGAAGCACCAGCAUCGCUUCAAUCUGCAUCAAAACCAACGUUCGCCGAACGUUUUCAUACAACCGUCGAUUCAAAUACCGGUGCCCCCUCAACCCCAUUCAAGGCAACCGUUCAGUGGCCCCAGUAGCACACAGCAACACUUCCAGCCCAACGCACACUUCCAUCACCACUCGAACAAUCUACAUCCACCACCACCACCAUCAUCACCGGCCAAUGGACCGGUGAACAGCUUCCGCGCACCGUCCGGCCGUCCAGGACCUAGCUUUGGAGCACAAGUAAACCGCUAUUACUUCCAGCACCACACGCAGACCACAUUCAUACCAAAUUUUUUACAACUCUUACAGCAGGACACACGACUGCCACCACAGCAGCGCUCCGUACAGAACCAACUACAGCAGGCCACAUUCUUCAACGGACCACCACCACCACCACACACUAAUGGCCCCGCGCCCGUCAGUCAGCCACUGAACAGCCAACCUUCCUCCUUUCUGAACAGCAUCGAUACACCAACGUUCGGUGCACCCCAAAGACCCAACUCCCUUCAGGCUCCUUUCCUUCAGACUCCUCCUUCCUUCACCGGUAAUGGACAGGUUCGCUUCCCGAGCCAAGGCGCACCAUCGAACGGGGCGAAUCUUGGCCAACAGCCUGUGCCGUUGUUCACCAACCAGCAGCUACCACUGCACAAUUCUCCCCAAAACUUCAAGCUGUCCGGGCCGAACGCCGGCCAGUCGACGUUCCCGGUGCAGCCGACAUUCCACAACAGCCAAUCCGUAAAUCCGGCCCUUCAAUUCCCACCGGUUUCGCAGUCGAUCGGAACGAACUUCCAGCAGCCCUCGCCGCAGUUCCAGCAGCAGCAGCAGCAGCAACAGCUUCCGAGACUGCAACCGAACGUUCCAUUUGCGCAAUCGUCCAAUAACUUCAACGCCCAGCCCCAGGGUGCUGGAUUCCCACAGGCCCAACCUCAAAUACAAACGUUCAGCGGACCGCAGCAACCCGUGCAGAGUGCACAGUUCGGUGGUCAGGCGACCAACUUUAACGGUCUACAGCAACAACAGCAGCAACCACUCAGCUAUCAGCAGCAGCAGGAGUACGAACGUCGGCUCAAGGAAGAAAGUGAACGGAUUCGCGAGCUGCAGGAAAAGCAGAAGGUAAUCCAAAAGCAUGAACAGUUCCUGCAGAAGCAAUACCAGAAACAGCAAGCGAAGGUACAGCAGCUGCAUCAGGAGUUCCUGAAGAAGCAGCAAAAGAUCCUCCAGCAGCAACAGCAGCAGCAACAGCAGCAGCAAUACGAACAGCAGCAAAAGACCGUCCCAACUCAGGUACGUUCGCGCGAUGUGUUGCCGUCGGAGCGGACACUUUUUGAAAAGGCUGUCAAGAUGCAGUCAAAACCCGUAGCCGUACCAGAACCAACUACAUCAACCGCUGCAGCCACCAGUGGACAGCUUUCGGUGAUCCCGCUCAAGCCCAACAGCAAGAAAGACUACAGCAGCAUCACUCAGUCGGAUCUGGACGUACUGCUCAGCGCGAACCGUCAGACCCUGUUCCAAACGAUCAAGUCCGAGACGGCAAAGCCAGCCAAGGCGAAGCCCACGAAGGUAAAGUCUACCAAAGCGCUCGGACGGGACGAUCUGCUUAAGCAGCUGAAGCUUGCCCUUGCCGAAACAUCGCCCGAUCUGGGUGGCAAGAACUACAGCUCGACCGAUCUGGUACUACCGAACGGUGAAAAGGUGCAGGUCAUCCGUACGACCGAUCCCGAAAUCAUCAAGCGCGCCAACGCCAACUCGGAGGGUGUGCUGACCCAGCAGCUCGAUUCGCCCACGACACCGAAACCACUGUCCUUCGAGGACAUUGCGCGCAGUGGUCUGCUUCCCCCGGGUGCGGACUUUGAGCUGAUCAAGCAGACGGAGGAUGGGCAGAUCCAGGAGGUGGGCAAGAUCCCGCCUCAAAAGAAGGUUACCUUUGUGUACCUGGAGGAACAGGAUGACGGAUCGUACAAGGUGCAAGGGGUAAAGGGUAGCGGUGACAAGGAAACCAAAACGUCCGGUGCCGAUGUGGACAGCAUCUUGAAACGCAUCAAGAACGGUGAAAUUCAGCUGCCUCCCCCAUCGUCGGUCGUGUCGAAGGGAUCCGUGGCCAAGCCGGACCUGAUCGAGGACGCACCGAUCACGACUACGACGCCACGCCAUCAACCGAUCAAGAAAGCCAACUCGGUGACGAUCAUUCCACACAGCACACCGAUCGAGGAUCACGCCUCGACUGCUUUCCUGUCCGGCAGUACUAUACACCAUACCGCCUCGCCGGCACCGGCCACCAUCUACGCUUCCACGCCUUCCCCGGCAAGCCCGAGCAGCGGUGUCACUGCAUACUCACCGGGUGGCUACUCUGGCAGCACGCUUCCACAGCAAGUCUCGGCCCGUCUUUCAACGCCGUCGCCAGUGUCCGGUAGCUAUAUCGCCGACAGCACGGCACGAUUCUCCGAAGCAAACUCGGUAUACACCCCGGUGUCUACCACGGCCAUCCCGCCGGCUACACCAGCACCCAGCAUCUAUCAGACUGCCAACACGGAAAAGUAUUUCUCGGACACGGCUACGGCCGCUGCCAUUGAGCAGCAACAGCAGACAGCCAGUACCUACCAGCAUCAGACGAUUCAUGCGUCACAUCAGUCCACCGCUAGCGAUGCUGUCCCUACGGCAUCCGCAUCCGAAACGAUCACGCAACAGCAACAAGACAACACGCUCAGCGCUCCCAAGGAGGACACCCAGCAGCAGCAAAAUGAACUACCAGCAAUUCUCAAGAAUAACGGACUAUUUGCCAUGGCCAAAUAUCUCCGCCAGUCUGGUCUCGAUACGAUACUGAAUGAAACGGGCCCGUACACAAUCUUCGUGCCCACCGAUAAAGCCUUCCGCAGUCUGCUUGUCCAGCUGGGCGGACCCGAAAAGGCGGAAGAGAAGUUCCGCAACAACCCACGCCUACUGAGCGGACUGCUCUUGCAUCACGUCAUUCCUGGAUCGUUCGAAAUCGCGUCUCUGCAGGAUGAAAUGACUGGUGUGUCCCUGGCCGGAACUCAGCUUCGCGUAAAUCAAUACAACAUGCACGACUCGGAAUGGAACGACGUUAAGGUGACCACCAUCAACGGCGCUAUGGUUGUGCCAGACAAACAGGACAUCGUGAUCCCCCAGGGUAUUGCUCAUGCCGUCGACCGUGUCAUGUUCCCGCUACCAGUUGGUGAUAUUCUUCAGACGCUUCAAUCGGACCGUGAGCGACGCUUUACUCACUUCCUACGAGCAUUGUUUGCAUCGGGCAUGUCGGAUACUCUCCAGAAUAAAGGUAUCAAAACUUACACAGUAUUCGCACCAACCGAUGCCGCAUUUGCUCACCUCUCGACUGAGGAACUCACCAACCUAGUCACGGAAAAGGACCAGGCGGAAGAGCUCGUACGCAAGCACGUUGUCCCGGGCACUUUAUUCACUGCCGGUAUGCGUUUCUACCAGGUUAAGGACGUUAUGGCGGAGGGAAAGACAGUUACGCUGCAGAAGACGGGAGGUAAAAUCAAGGUUAACGAUGGUUAUCUGCAGACGUCUAAUAUCCCAACAACGAACGGCGUUAUACAUGCUAUCGACUCGUUGCUGUAAGCAUUCACCCUCGCCACCACCAAGCUGGACACGAAUCUACAAAACACGAUCACGUUAAUUUCCAGUCGGGUGGGGAAAACACAGACCUGAAACGUCAAUCCGUCUGUCCUCGAAGUUGUGUUGUUAAUUUAUUACAAAAUGCCCUUCCAUGAGUACCCGUUUUCAAUUUCAAUCAAAAUUACGUUCAGGUUCACAAUGCACUACCGAUUGAAAGUAACCAUUAUUAUUUUGGCAAUAUAUGACCAACUAGAAUGAAUGGGAGCGCAACCGAGAAGUUCUCCAGAAAACUAUGGAUAAAAUCCCAUUCUCUGUUUGGUUCGUUAGUGGUCUGAACAGUUUUGAUAAUCGUUAAGUUUAAAUGAUAAUUUAUUCGUUAAGUUUAGUAAAAUGCUGUUUUGUACGAUUUCCCGCUCCGGCCCAUUUACUGGGUGAUCGUUGUAAAUACUAUGAAAAACAGUGUAAUAAAGAGUUCGAGAAAGAGA
Messenger RNA from Anopheles gambiae (African malaria mosquito), 4750 nucleotides. Its product is annotated as daf-12-interacting protein 1. Lineage: Eukaryota; Metazoa; Arthropoda; Insecta; Diptera; Culicidae. The transcript has 7 exons. Bases 462 to 4268 code for a protein of 1268 amino acids. The record is from RefSeq and is a predicted model, not a curated record. Gene Ontology annotation, biological process: extracellular matrix organization; cell adhesion. Gene Ontology annotation, molecular function: cell adhesion molecule binding. Gene Ontology annotation, cellular component: extracellular matrix.